Messenger RNA from Eurytemora carolleeae, 2872 nucleotides. RefSeq names its product calponin homology domain-containing protein DDB_G0272472. The record is from RefSeq and is a predicted model, not a curated record. The transcript is spliced from 3 exons. NCBI's taxonomy places the organism in Eukaryota, Metazoa, Arthropoda, Copepoda, Calanoida, Temoridae. Bases 795 to 2591 code for a protein of 598 amino acids.
AGACCAUCGUAUUACGUAUUUAUCGCACAGUUAAAGAUUAAGUUACGUAUUUAAAGGAUUAAAGAGAAUAGAUAUAACACAGUUGAUCUUCUCUGCCCAUAUUAUAUACCGUAUUUUGAGCUAAUCAUGUUAAGUGUUCGAUUGAAACGCAGUUUCAAUGAAUAAUCUCAUUAUGUCUAAGUUUAAAGAUUAAAUCCUUUAUGACGUACAACGUACUCCAAGUUUUCAGAAUAUCAUGUUUACCCGCUUUAUGCUACAUAAGUAUCCUGCAAUGUUUUGUGAUUUUGUUAAAAUCUGUCAAAGUCAAAUUAUUGGACGUCGUUAAAUGUAUGUUUCGUACAAUUUAUUACAGUCACAGUUUGCUUUUUUUACAAUGUCAUAUUCAGAUACCUUAUAUAUAUAUAAAUUUAUUUGAUAAUGUGAUGCAAAAUAUUUACUUUGUAAUGUCUUUAAAUGUAAUUGUGACACAAAGUGCACACUGUAUAUGGAUUUUAAGAUGAUGCCCUUACUACAGGGCAGAGACGACUAUACGGAAUUUGUUUAGUCUUUAUACUUAAAGUCAUGGUUUUUUUACCAAUCAAUAAUAGAAUAUAUUGACGCCUGAAAGUCAAGUUUAACUAUCAAAUCAUUAAAAGAGUUAGAAGUCGUCAUUGAAGUCACAUACCUUGUGGUUGUGGAGAACCAUGUUCAUUAAAAUAAGGAAUAAUUUUGAUAUCCUUCACGAGAUAAGAUUAGAUUAUAAAUUGAAUUAAAUUGAUAAAGAUUUCAUAUUUAUCUAUUUUAAAAAGAAAAAAAUGAAGAUCAAGAAGAAGGAAAGUGGAGGAGAAAGAAAGGGAAAGCAUACAAACAAGAAAAGCUUCAAAAGAAAACAGAAAAUGGAAGCUAAGAUCAAAGAAGAUGCAACACGGAAAAGAACCUUUGAAAGGUUGGAAGAAGAAAAUGAAGUAAAAAGGAUGAAAGCGGCUGACAGCAAUUUUCAACCUGAACAGAAGAUGUCGACAGAGAAGAGGGAGGAAGAAGACCAUAAAUUGACUCAGAAGGAAUGGAAUUAUUCGCUAGUAAAGGAUAUGAUGAAAGAAAAUAUUGAACAGGAAAAUAAAAUUGAAGAGAUGCAAUCUAGGAUGGAAAAGGAAAAACAGGAGAAUAAAACGGAAAUGGACAAAUUCCAAGCUCAGAUGGAAAAGGAAAAAGUUGAGAACUCUAAGAAAAUGGGGGAAAUACUCUCUUUAGUGGAAAAGGAUAAAAAAGAGAACAUAAAGAGAAUUGUGGAAAUGGAAGCAAAGAUGGAAAAGGAAAAAGAAGACAAUAAAACUAAAAUAAAGGAAUUACAAUCCCAAGUUGAAAAAGAGAAAGACAAAAAUGAGAAGAUAUUUGUAGAUAUUCAAACUAUGAUUGAAACUAGAAAAGAUCAGGAUAAAAAGUGGUUGGAAAUAACUGCUAAAGAAAAGAACAAGAACGAGGAGCUAAAGAAUGCAUGGAUAAAGUCUGUUCAAGCCAACGCUGAUCUGAUAAUAAAAGUUGAUAAAGACGAAAAGGAAACCAAAAUUCUGAAAAAGGAGAAAGAAGACAUGGAGAAGAGGAUAAUUACUCUAGAAACUGAACUGCUGACAGAACAGGAAGAAAGAAGACGAUUAAAAAUUAAAAAGAACAAUGUUGAAAUGGAAAGGGAUGAAUUGAGAAAUAAACUUGAAGUUUUUGAGAAGGAUAAAGAUGCUGAAAAGAAGAAAAGAAUUGCUGCAGAGGUUGAUCUAGAUGUGCAGAGAACAACAGCUGAAAAGGAGCUGAGAGAGUUGAGAAAGAGUUUGCUGCAAGCUGACAAAGAACUGAAGAAUGUCAAAGAGAAAGGAGCAAAGAUGAAAAAGGAUUUAGAAUCAGCUGAAAAGGAGAUACAGAAAAUGCAAGAGAAAAUCAAGAAAGAAGAAUCGGAAAAAAAUAAUCUUAUGUCCAGAUUAAAGCUUGAGGCUUUAGCCAGAGAAGAAAGUAGAAAGGUACUUGAAACAUAUAAAACUUUACUCGACAAGACAAGAAAAGCAAACAUCGAGACAGCAGAGAGAGUAAAACUGAAAAUGAAAGACAUGAAAACAGCAGCAGAAAGUUCCAGAGCCUUGAUGCAUGAGAAAGUUAGUAAAGUAAUUGCACUGACUUCUUCAAACGAUGAUUUGGUCAGGAACAUAAAGGAGCAAAAAGAAGAACUGACUAAAUGUAAAGAAGCACUAAUUGAGGAGAAAGAGAAGAAAACUCGAGCAGAACUUGAGAAGAAUAACACUAUUCGGGAGAAGACUGAUCUACUCCAGGAGCUAAAUGAGUUUGUCUCAUGUCCUGUGUGCCUGGAGCUACCAAGAGGAAACAGGAUCCCAAUCUGUAGAAAUGGCCAUAUCACAUGUGAUACCUGUUGCAGGAGAACAUGUCCAAUAUGUCGGGUGAUACUAUCCAAGGACAACCAAAACCCCCAGUUCUCAAGGCUGGCGCUAAACAUCUGUUCUCUUGCAGAGUAUACCUGCCUUUACCCUGGGUGUAAGGUGAAGGGGAAGAAGGAGGAGGUGGAGAACCAUGAGACGCAGUGCACCUUCAAGAAUGCUAACAAAAACUGAUCAGUAAUCCCCCUGGCCCCCUCACCUCUCUCUACUUUAUUUAUAGAGAAUCAUGAGAUUGGUUGUACCUUAAAAAUGCUCUUUGGGCAGAAAAUUCUUCGUAAAAUGACCCUUUCCCCUUUUCUUAGCUAAAAUUCUCUUUUUGUUAAAUGAAAAGUUGUUAAAAAUUAGCAAUUAAUGCUGUUUAAAACAUUAAUUGAUUCUUGGGAAAUGUCAGUUUGAAAAUUCUCACAGUAGUUAUUUUUUUGUAUUUUUUUUAUUUUGGAAUAAAUGUUUUUUUU